GAAGCCAAAGUGCAACAACAUGUUCCCUUCCAAGAAACUCUAUGUAACGCUGAAUAUCAGCUUUUUGGUGAUCUGCCUGCUGCUGCUCAGUCCUGUCGAUGCCCGAUGGACACGAAGACCAAGGCGUACCACUACGCCAAGGAGUACUACGAGUAGAACCACAGUGAAUCCAGAUCGUCAUCAGCAUUUGCAUCACUGGCCACCAUUGGUGGCACCACCGGCACAACCCCAAACUCAGCCACAAGUGGUUGUGGUGCAAAAGCCCAGCCAUGUAGAUACUAGUCCUCGGCUGAUUGACAGCUACGAUCAGAGAUCCCUCGAUGGGCAGUACGAGUUCAGAUAUCAACUGGACAAUGGUAACACCCGCUAUGAACGUGCCUACUGGCUGCCUGUGGGCAAGGAGCUUGUCCUGGCCAAAAAGGGAUACUAUUCAGUGCCCCUGCCAAAUGACAAAUACUCGACAGUCUUCUAUACGGCCGAUCAUCGUGGUUACCAUGUGGAUAUGCAGACAUUAUCCGUGGAACAGCCGCUGUUGCCACGGAGCCUCGAAGUGCCCGUAAUGGAGAGGGAAAUGGGUACCGAAAUGGGUACGGGUACCGGGACUAAGCGAAAUUCAAUAAGCGACCCGGAGCGUAACGAGCUGGAUGUGGUAGUGGAUGAGGAUGAGAAUGAGGAUGUAGAUGUGGAUGUGGACGCAAGUGGAGCUGGCACCGAGCUGGUUCCUAAUGCUGUAAACCAAGUCGAAACCGAAACCGAACCAUCAACUUUGGCCAACGACAUUUUGGCAACUGAAGCACCAGCCGACAGCCACGUUGUUGACGACCAUCAUGAUGAUAAUGAUGAUGAUGACGAGGAUGAUGAUGAUGAUGAUGGAGAAGGCGCCUCAAACUGAAAGCCCCAAACAUUAGAGGACAUUUCGGCAUACAGAGGAUGGAGAUUGAAAAUGGCAAGGGGGACACACACUUGGCUGACUCGCAGCUCGCUCUACUUGCUGCAAAUCAAAUUGAAAACAAUUGUUGCAGUCACCAGUCCGACACAGUUGAGUUGGCCAGUAGUCACUAUAUAUAUAUAUAUAUAUUCCAAGAAGCUGUAGCUGGGACAGCAGUUGAAGUCAACUCGACUCCACUUAACUCCAUCUUCAUCUUCAUCUUUGGAGUUCAUGGGGAAUGUGUCUCAA
Messenger RNA from Drosophila eugracilis, 1177 nucleotides. Its product is annotated as endocuticle structural glycoprotein SgAbd-1. The transcript has 4 exons. The coding region runs from base 20 to 892 and encodes 290 amino acids. Lineage: Eukaryota; Metazoa; Arthropoda; Insecta; Diptera; Drosophilidae. The record is from RefSeq and is a predicted model, not a curated record.